Camellia sinensis is the source of this 724-nucleotide messenger RNA. The record is from RefSeq and is a predicted model, not a curated record. NCBI's taxonomy places the organism in Eukaryota, Viridiplantae, Streptophyta, Magnoliopsida, Ericales, Theaceae.
AAGGUUUUCUUUCAUUCAACAGACCAAAUUCUAGUGGGUACUGUGAGUCUGUGUGUGCGCGCGCGCAUCAGAGAGAGAGAGAGAGAUGGAGAAUUCUGGGCUCUUAAUGUCAUCAAGGAACAUCAUCAACCCAAUUCCUUCAAAGAGUAUUAGUGACUUCAAAGAUGUUAAAUUGCGGUGCAACACCUUCAGCUUCAGAAACCUUCCUCCGAGUAGAUUCCACUUCUCUUUGGACAAAGUCAAGUUUCCCACCAGAAGCCGCCCAAGUCGGGGAUUGUGGAGUAAAAAACAGAGUACUAUAUGUUGUUGCAUUGGAGUUACUACCGUCCCCGCCCCUCCCAUUAUUGAACUCUCAGCAUCAAAUGCAACCAUCGCCAUAGUGGACACAUCACAUGCCGCUGCGUCAGAGUUUAUGCAAAGGUUGGUGGUUGUAGAUUUGGACCCUGCCACAGCAAAGCUUGCUAUAGGUUUUCUGGGUCCCUUCCUAUCAGGAUUCGGCUUUCUAUUCAUUUUGAGAAUAGUCAUGUCCUGGUACCCAAAGCUUCCAGUCGAAAAGUUAAUUAAAUGUGUGAAUUACAAGUUCCCAAAAAUCUUAUAUGGAACAAUACCACCACUUGGAGGAGUAGAUGUAACUCCUGUGGUCUGGUUUGGAUUGAUUAGUUUCAUGAAUGAAAUAUUAGUAGGUCCACAAGGUCUGCUUGUUCUCCUUUCUCAACAAAUUUAG